GUAUUUUUUCUAUUUUAGGAGAAGUUUGACAGUGAUGACAUGAAUGAUCAAAGAGAUAAUGUUUUGCAACAUAUGAGAAAGCUUUGGAAUAACUGGAGAGGAUCAUUGCACAAGAAUGUGAAAUCUAAAUCAUUGCACGAGGUUCUUAAAGAUGUGCCAAUGGGAGUAGACAAGAGUGAUUGGGAAUGGUUGGUCAAGGAACAUUUUUUAUCUCAGAAAUUUAAGGACGAAAGUACAAGAAACUCAGUCAAUAGGUCUAAGUUGUGUAUGCCUCAUCGUACGGGUAGCAGGCCUAUUAGAGAGAUUGUUUACGAAAUGGGAGGCAAAGAUGGUAAUCCACCAAACAUGGCAACUAUUUUCUUUGAGACACGUAAGAAGGGAAAUAAGCUUGUCGAACCUGAAACCGUUGAAAAAUAUGCUGAAAUUCACGAGCUUGUACAAUCUGAACCAUCUCUUACUAAUAUUGAGGUAGUGGAAAGGUGCUUUGGACCUCAAUGCAAAAGUCAUGUAGUUGGAUUUGGUGGUGGAAUAACAACUAAGGAGUUAAAAGGCGGUACCACCUCAAAGGCUGCAUUGUGGGAAGAGCUGAAAACAACUCGGAAAGAAAAGGAAUCACUACAAAAACGCAUGGAUAUUCUAGAGAGUAAAUAUGAACACCUUGAAAAUAUAGUGAUCCGUCAGUCUUCAUCAGUUCCAUCAAUUCCAUCAAGUUAG
Messenger RNA from Solanum stenotomum, 714 nucleotides. RefSeq lists its product as uncharacterized. The coding region runs from base 40 to 714 and encodes 224 amino acids. The transcript is spliced from 4 exons. The record is from RefSeq and is a predicted model, not a curated record. NCBI's taxonomy places the organism in Eukaryota, Viridiplantae, Streptophyta, Magnoliopsida, Solanales, Solanaceae.